AUGAAUAAAGAAUUAAACGAACUUAUAGAAUCAUGGUUAAAAAUUGAUCCAAAUGAAGAAUCAAGAAAUGAAAUUAAACAAUUAGUAAAUGAUAAAGAUUAUAAUACUUUAACUAAAAAAAUGAUACCUAGGAUUGCUUUCGGUACUGCUGGUUUAAGAUCUUCAAUGGAAUCGGGAUAUGCUCAUAUGAAUGAUGUGACUGUAUUACAAGCAUCACAAGGUUUAAUUGCUUUUAUAUUGACUAAAGAUUUUACAAAACCAAGUAUUGUAAUUGGUCAUGAUCAUAGAUUUAAUUCAAAAAGAUUUGCUGAAAUUUUAGCAUCAGUAGCCGUGGUCAAGCAUGUUAAAGUUUACUAUUUGGAUCUUGUUCAUACUCCCUUGGUUCCUUUUGCUAUUGAUAAUUAUAGUGCUAGUUGUGGUGUAAUGAUCACUGCAAGUCAUAAUCCAGCUAAAGAUAAUGGAUAUAAAGUUUAUUAUUCAAAUGGAUGUCAAAUUAUACCACCAAUAGAUAAAGAAAUAAGUGAUUCAAUAGAUGAAAAUUUAAUACCAUGGGAAAAUGUAUGGAAUACAAAAGAGCAUUUGGAGCUGGUUGUCCAUGUAAAAGAGGAAACUACAAAUGAGUAUAUAAAACAAGUGAAUGAAAAAUUAAUAAGACAUAAAGAUUUAAAUUUUAAUUUCGUAUAUACUCCAAUGCAUGGUGUUGGUUUAGAUAUAUUUGAAAAAAUUAUGCCCUGUUUUAACUCAAAUUGGAAAAUAGUACCAGAACAAGCAAAACCUGAUCCUAAAUUUCCAACAGUUACAUUUCCGAAUCCUGAAGAAAGUGGUGCAUUAGAUUUAGCUAUUGAAUAUGCAAAGAAAUUAAAUUAUCGACUUGUGAUAGCUAAUGAUCCAGAUGCUGAUAGAUUUAGUGUUGCUGUAAAUACAAAAAAAGGUUGGAAACAGUUAAAUGGUAAUGAAAUUGGAUUUUUAUUCGCAAUGUAUGUAAAUGCUAAAAAGGAUGACUAUCUUAUAAACUCGACUGUUUCAUCAAGAGUAUUAAAAUCAAUGAGUGAAAUUGAUGGAUUUAAUUAUAUUGAUACAUUAACUGGAUUUAAAUGGAUUGGGAAUAAGGCUAUUGAUUUAGAAAAUGGAUUUAAAGUCCCUUUUGCAUAUGAAGAAGCAAUUGGUUUCAUGUUCGAGUUAGUUCAUGAUAAAGAUGGUAUUUCAGCAGCUAUUGUAUUUUUACAAUUAUAUCAAGAAUGGUUUAGGGAACAUGAUGUACUUGAUAAAUUAGAAGAAGGGUAUAAUAAAUAUGGUUGGUUUAAAUCUUAUAAUGGAUAUUAUAGAACUACAAAUGUAAAUCAAGUAUUUGAAUCUAAAGUUAGAAGAUACACAGGUGAUUUUCCAAAGACAUUAGGUGAUUUUAAAGUUAUUGAAUGGAUUGACUUAACAUUAGGUUAUCAAUCAAAUACAAAAGAUAAUAAACCUAUAUUACCUACUGAUCCAAAUUCACAACUAAUUACAGGUAUAUUGAAAUUAAAAAAAGAAGAUGAUGAAGAAGUUAGAUUUACAUGUAGAGGAUCAGGUACCGAACCAAAAUUAAAAGUUUAUAUCGAAGGUAAAUCCAAUACUGAAGAUAGGGCAUUGGGAAUAGCUAUCAAAUGUUGGGAUUUAUUAAAGAACUUCUGGUUUGAUAAUUUAGAAGAAGUUAAACCAAAUAUAUAG
Messenger RNA from Insectozyma verbasci, 1704 nucleotides. The record is from the annotation of a GenBank genome assembly. NCBI's taxonomy places the organism in Eukaryota, Fungi, Ascomycota, Pichiomycetes, Serinales, Debaryomycetaceae.